GCAAAUUAUUCAUUCCGCAAAAGCCCAUUUCGCUUAUCUGACGCAUCUCUUGUCUUAAUUUCCGCUGCCAGAUAACCUCUUGGCAUUGUAUUUUUUUUUUCUUCUUCACCUUUAAGAAACUCAUUGCUGCCUUUGAGCACGCCGCUUCCCGAGUGCCCAUCCCGACUUCAAAUAUGUACAUUCAUCAUGUUGUAUUUUAUGAACCCCCUCGAGAUCGCAAACAUUUGCUCUGUGACGCACGCAUUGACAAACGUGCGACCACCCAGAGGCGCAGCGUCAAUACAGAGCACAGACGACGCAGACACCAGACAAGGUCCGAUUUUCUUUGAAAGAAGAGCCCCCAAAUUACUCCACCAACCCUCCUUUGAUGUGAAAGCAGCUUCUUGACAAUGUAAAGAGCAAUGCACUCCCCCCCCCCCUCACCUAUACUCUACCUGCACACCCCCACAGAGCUCUGCAAAGGUUUAACAGGUAUCAAACUUUUCUUUGACUCUACCAUCCGUGCAAUAACUAAACGAAAGCUAUCUGACAGUAGUAAAAAAAAAAAAUGGCUGGUGCCCUCUAAAAAAAAAAAAAAAAGCCAUUUAGGAGAAAGAGAGAAGAAUCCUCUUAUUUCGCUAAAGUCGUUCCGCCGCGCCAUGCUAGCCGCAGCGUUUCCACGGUACCUCAUGUUAUCUGGCCGUAUUUUUGUUGGGACUUGUAGUUUGAGGGGUUUGGGCAGCACAAUGAGAUAUUCCGCGCACUCCUGCCGCCGAAACAGGAGGAGGAGUAUGUGCGGCAGAUAAGAGCGACUCCUCGGAGAGGAAAUCAGAAAGAGAAGCCGACGCUGCAAUGUAACUGCCUUGCCUUUAACUCUGUUUUUUUUCUCCCGUGCCAAAUAUGUUUUUUUUUUACACCGCAAAAUAUUCGCACCCACAAGAUUCGAACAUACAACUCGACACGCAUUCCGAUCAGUUCAGCGAAUCCGAUUCUGUUGCUUGGGAAAACGGUAAUCACGGCCGUUCUAUUUUCCGACAGCCAGGAUGCUCAGUGGCACCACACUGCCUCUCACAGGUCAGUGUUGGUACUACAACAAAAGUCUCACGCUCAACGUAGUUCCAGAAUGGGAACAAAACGGGAUGAAAAUGAGAGACGAGCCGACUUCGACUCGUGAACUCGGGCUGGCGUCGGGAGGUGGUCAAAACCCGCGCCCCAAUCGUUCACGCAUCACCGGCGUGCAGUGACGGACGCGCACUUGAGGAAUGACAGCUCAAACAAAGCGAACAGCAUUCCACACAGGCGCGUGUGAAAACACCACAACAAUAGCCGCAGAGUCAGCUCGCUCACACCUGUCCGUCAGAUGGCGUUCUGCCUGGCUGAGCUGCACUUGUGGUCCACCAAGAGCUCCCUCCAAGUCCAAGACACGGAUAUUGGCACGUAUCAGUACCACGAUAAAGCAGAGCCAGCCAAUCACCAGGAGCAUCACUAUUUCAAUGAGAAAAUCUACUUCACCGAAGCUCGAGGCUACUCGUGGACCCCCGCCAAUCGGCGUCCGGAGAAGCUCCGCGAUUCGCUGAAGGAGCUGGAGGAACUGUUACAGACCAACACCUGCGUUCACACCAGAUGGAGGAACACACAAUAUUGCCAGCUUCUACUUAGCAGUGGCAUACUGGUAACCUUGACCCUCAGCGGACCCCAACUCGAGCAAGUGUGCAUCGACCGAGCGUUGGUGGGACGACUGCCAGGCAACACCGUGAGUGAUGCGGUGUUGGGCGACAGGGUGUUUGUGCUGGCCUUCCCGAAGCAGAGCCAAGUAACCGCCAUCUUCCUCGACACGAAAAUCCAGGACUCCGCCCCCAAGGCUGGCAGGGAUGCGGGCAAGCUCUCGCCCGCCACAAUCAAGGUGAUGAGCGUGGAGGUGGCAGGGUGGGCGUGUCGCCUCCGCCAAGGCGUGGCUCUUAAUUGUACGGAGGACACGGCACUGUUGUGGUGGAGGUCCACGAGUCCCGACCGUGAGCUGUGGUCCUGGUCCUCCAAAAAUAUGCACGGGAACGACGUGGUGCUGCUCAGCUGCUUGCCCUCUGAAGGUCUGAAGCUCCUGAGCUCAAUGCAGACAGAAGGUGACCUUCUGCUUUGCACCUUCAGCCAUCUUCAGCCGUACCAGCUGCUGACCGUGGAAGCGCCCGCAGGACCCCAAGCGUCUCGGGAGUCGUCCUGGGCUAAAGCCUGCGUGUACGAGUACGCCAAAGGACGCCUGCACCGCCUGUCCGCCGCCCGCAUCCCGUUGCCCUCCCCCGCCGUCUCCUGUUCCCACCACCCCAGCGAAAACGCCCUCCUCCUCGGCCUCAGCGACUCUUCUCUGGUGCUGUACGACCAGCGUCGGGGGGCUUUCCUGCGGGCCUCCAGCCCCGCGCCGCCGACCCUCUUGGCCUGGCAUCCGGCCGGAGCCCUGGCGGUGGCGGCGGCACCCGAACACGGCGAGUUAAUGUUCUUCGACCUGGGCCUGGCGCCCGUCAAGGUGGCGUUGAUGGCCGAGGAGGUGAAGCCCGCCGCCACGCUGAGCCUAGCCCGACACCUGCGCUGUCCCGGAGCUCUGCGGGGACUGCUGUGGGCCGCCGGUCCUGAAGGAGGCACCGAUGAGGCCAAUACCAUGAUGCUGGUGUUCCACGGGGGACCGCUAGCAGCUUUGAGAUUACAACUGGGGGUCCGGCUGGGCCCGGUGCAGGUCCUGCAGCAGCGUCUGCGCGCCGGUCAGGUGCAGGAGGCCGUGGGCGUCCUGGAGGCCAUGGACUGGAGCAGCGCGGCCCACCAUUGCUGGCGAGGCCUGAGCGCCAUCGCCAACCACCUGCUGAGGCUGCCUCUGGACGCUCGCACUGAGGAGCAACUAGAAGCCGCGUUGGCGACGUUUUGUGCCCCGCCCGCGCCUCUUCCCGAAGACAUCACGGCAGACUACAAGGAGUCAGUCCACAAAUACGCCAGACGCUUCUUCCAUCACCUUCUCAGAUAUGAACGCUUUGAAAAGGCCUUCCUGCUUGCCGUCGAUUUGCAAGCCAAAGAUCUUUUCAUGGACCUCCAUUACGUGGCAGGCGAUAAGGGCGAGCUGGUGCUGGCGGAGGUGGCCAAGAGGAAGGCCCACCAAGUGGCGGAAGCGUGCGACGGCCGGGAAAUAAUCGCUGUGAUUAACCGGAAAGACGCUGAAGCUCGGCCUAGCCUUGGAUCCAAAAUACGGCGUCGGGGAAACCAGGCGGAGGAAGCAAAGAAAGUUGUUGAGCUUCUAAGGCCAAAAAUGCUGCGAGAGAGAGGAACGCGUACAAGGUCAAAGUUCAACCAGACCAUCGCACUCAAACGCUCCCAAAACAACAUUGAAGCAAGGACGAUGAACGAGAGGUUGCGAAGCUGUCUCCCAAAUGAACUUGGGGAAGAAGGUCAAUAUUCAAAGAAGCAUGUCCUACAUGUGAGACAGACAUCUGGAGAGGAGCUCGUCCACCAACAGGAAGAUCCUCUUGACACCCCCAGGCCAACCAGACUCCAAAGCUUCCCUCCCCAGGCUGGGAACAAGUCGCAACAGCGUCCUAAGAGAUGAUUAUAGUAACAAUUCCCAACAUGCAAGUGAAGGAAAAUACGUAUUCUUGUUGGCCAUUUAACCACGAAAUACAUUUUUAGGUAGAUAGAAUAAUGUCAUCAUUUGAUCAGACUAAUCAAUUAUUUUGAGAAAAUGGCAGCACAUCUUUCAGUUUAUCAAUGACUACAUAAUCAUUGAUAUGCCGCCGUUUGCCCAUCUUCUUUCUUUCUUGAGGAUUUGAGUACUUACAGCACGGUGAAAGAGCUUGAGGCCACCAUUAGAAGUGUUGUUCGUGACCAUAUCUAAUUACUCAGCAGUCACUUAGUGAAGCGCAGACCUCCCCCAAGGCUUGACUUAUCAGGCUCCCUCCUCGUUCUUCAGCAGACGGGUGGUACCAUUCUUUACUUGGGGGGGGGGGGGGGGGUGCUUCCAUUGAUACCAUCAAACUGAGGAAAAAAAAACUUCCUUUAUUGGCAACUUUUAUCCAAAUCUCCAUUAAUAUUAUAUUGACAAUCCGUUUUAUUUUUGAUUAUUUGCUGUUUGUAUCGUUUAUCAUUUUCGCAAUGAUUUCUACACAACACAAAGCAAAAUGUCAGACUUUGAUAGUUUGACCAAGAAAGGUCUUACCUUUCGCUGAGGUAAAAAGGACAAGCCUGUCUAGUAGGAAUAGAUCUAUGUGUGUGGAGUAUCAACAGGGUUGGUGUUUCCCGAACACAGAUUUUCUAUUUAGACUUUUUUUUUUUAACAUGUUAUGAUUUGUCAUAAGCGCAGUCAUCAGGGUGGCAACACGAUAGCUUUCAGUGAAUACUGUAAGAUUACCUGACCUCGCCAUGAUGCAAUUAACUAACCUGACAUUGUUAAGUUAAUAUAAAGUAAGAGCAGUAUUCUUUUCAGUGUUUUAUAUAGUUCAUUUAAGAUUUUGUAAAUGAAAAAAACCAAAAACUUAAUGGAAUGUGGUACACCUGCAUUAAAAAUGUUUGUCUUU
This is a messenger RNA of Syngnathus typhle (broad-nosed pipefish), 4526 nucleotides long. RefSeq names its product WD repeat containing planar cell polarity effector (gene wdpcp). Bases 1340 to 3562 code for a protein of 740 amino acids. Gene Ontology annotation, molecular function: protein binding. The transcript has 18 exons. Gene Ontology annotation, cellular component: axonemal basal plate. Lineage: Eukaryota; Metazoa; Chordata; Actinopteri; Syngnathiformes; Syngnathidae. Gene Ontology annotation, biological process: establishment of protein localization; cilium organization; nervous system development. The record is from RefSeq and is a predicted model, not a curated record.